This is a messenger RNA of Baudoinia panamericana UAMH 10762, 1383 nucleotides long. RefSeq lists its product as uncharacterized. Gene Ontology annotation, cellular component: endoplasmic reticulum membrane. The record is from RefSeq and is a predicted model, not a curated record. The transcript has a single exon. NCBI's taxonomy places the organism in Eukaryota, Fungi, Ascomycota, Dothideomycetes, Mycosphaerellales, Teratosphaeriaceae. Bases 84 to 1121 code for a protein of 345 amino acids. Gene Ontology annotation, biological process: lipid storage; phospholipid biosynthetic process; lipid droplet organization.
AUCAACAAAGUGCACGACGCAAACAUCCGGUUCUUUUCGUGGGUGAGCUUGUGCUUGUGCUACACGGUCUUGCCAACUAUCUUAUGGCGACCCGAAGACAGACCACCAAAAUCGAGGUCCCCAUCCCGUCCAUUGCAAACGGCACAAACAGUGCUACCGUUAAAGUACCAGACAAGCUGGAUUCACCACCGCCUGGCAACUCACCAUUCCUACCGACCGUUCUCGAGAUUGUCCUCCUUGCCAUCUACCCAGGCACGCUCCUGCUAGGCUCGUUGUUUAACGUACUCCACCCCUCGACCCGCAACGCGACCUACAUCGCACACUAUCAGGCCUACGAUCCAGCGGAGGCACCCAGCUACUUUGCAAAGAAGGGCAACUUCUUCAAUGUCUACUUUGUCAAGAUAGGCUGGUUCUGGACAACUCUUGCGUUUGUCGCAUUGAUUCUAACUCACCCGAGUCUCGGUCCACCACUGAAGCCAGCGCUCACAAGGCGGAGGUUGCAAGCAGCCGUGCGGUAUGUGUGUAUCACAGCGGUGUGGGUCGCGGUCACGCAAUGGUUCUUCGGCCCACCCAUCGUCGAUCGCAGCUUCAGGUGGACGGGCGGAAAGUGCGAGACGAUUUUGAGUGACAGCGCAGCAUCACAGGCGGAGAAGGCCGACAUGGGUGAGGUCGAGCGAGCGUUCACCCACGCAGCCUGUAAAGCAAUUGGUGGACAGUGGAGAGGCGGACACGACAUUAGCGGACACGUGUUCAUCCUCAUUCUCGGCAGCGCCAUGCUGUGGCUGGAACUGCUGCCAGCCGUUCUGAAGAUGGAGGGCUUGAGGGAGGCGAGGCGGAUCUUGACGCCGGACGGACUCGUCAGGAGUGCAGCGGUGGAGACAGACGCGAAGGAAGGAGGUGCAAGCGACGAAAAGCCCAAAGAGGCCGCUGUUGGUCUGAGGGUGGCGCUAGUCGUUGCAAGCAUGAGCUGGUGGAUGCUGUUGAUGACGGCGGCAUACUUCCACACCUGGUUUGAGAAGUUCACUGGCCUCUUGGUGGCAUUCGGUGCUAUCUACAUCGUUUACUUCUUGCCAAGGGCGCUGCCAGUUUGGAGGCAGGUCGUUGGCAUGCCCGGCGUGUAGAGCCGGCAACUUUUAGCGCAUCGCAACAAAUCCCACUCCAAGUUUCACUGGGUUCAGCUUGGCUCUAUUCACCGACUCGCUCAGCUGUCUGAUCGCUGGUGACCCCUUUUGCCACACCUCCUGCCUUCUCCUCCGCCCGGCUUUCGCCCACACGAAGUUCCGCAAGCAUCUCAUUGACGCUUUGCCUCGGCCACUUCUCCCAAUCGCCAGCCCCGUCAAUCUCCGGGAGCUUCUCAAUGACCGGCUCACCCUCCUCAGACGC